Messenger RNA from Xyrichtys novacula (pearly razorfish), 3891 nucleotides. NCBI's taxonomy places the organism in Eukaryota, Metazoa, Chordata, Actinopteri, Labriformes, Labridae. The record is from the annotation of a GenBank genome assembly.
AUGGCUGUGCCUGGACCUCCUCUGCUUCUCUUUCUGUCUGUGCUGCUGCCGCUGCUCUUGAGCAAGGCGUCUCUGCCUGCAGCUGCAUACACACUCAGCCCUGGACGGCAGCCUCAGCCCAAGAUCCUCCAUCUGGGUGAGGAUACACACCACGGUGCAAAAGUCCAAAACCUAAGUCAAACUUUAAAAUCUUCGACUUAAAUGUGCUUCAUCUUGUUUUUGUUUCCUGUUAGACUGGCCGAAGGAUUGUGGUAUGGCGCACUUCAAACCAAACACGGCGGAGAGAAUCGUGUCUGGGAAUGAGGCGAGACCUCACUCCUGGCCUUGGCAGGUCUCACUGCAGGUAAAUCUAUCUUAGGGUUGAUAUUUUUGAGUAUCUGAAGGGAGAAAUAUCAACACCACGAUUACCAAAUAACUGAUAAACUCGUACAAAUCAAUUAGUCUUGACCAAACCCCUUUUUGAGGUUACAAUUUAUGACUUUUUAAUCAUCACUUCAUGAGUUUGCUUUUUUGUAAUUAUCUGGAUAUGAUAGUUCACAAUAAACACACUAUAAAAGGUCUGAAUUUACUGUAAUAUAUAAAAAAUCUGAUUUUAUACAAGCCAGUGUUUCCCAGUGCGCAUGUGGACAUUUUACCUCUUGGAUGGAGGUCUGGGUAUGACGUCCACGACCCAAAUGAGCAUACUUUCACACUGUUGUGGUACAUUUAAAUUAGGCUCCAGCCGUCUGUCAGCCUCCGUCAGGUAAAUUGGUGAAAAUCUGAUAAUAAAAAAAAUGUAAAUAGAGUUAUUUUGGAUUUAGGGGAAACAUGCAGCAAACACAACUACUGUUCAAGACACUGAGUCAGCGUGGUAUAGCUGAUAUGCAACAUGUGCAAUCUUUUAUUCUUCUUAAUCAUAACUUCAUUAGCUGAAAAUCUGCUUAUAGCACCCUCUAGUGGACGAACCAUCCACAUAUAUCAGACAUAUUGUAUUUCAGCAUUUUAGGACUGAAUGCAGUUGAUUUCCAAAAGCUUAUAUUUGGCGCAAUUUUGGCAUACAUUUUUUUUAAAUUUGUUGGAUUGUCUAAAGUGGGUAAAAUUAUGUAUUAAAACAUAUUAAAUCAUGGCCAAUUUUUUAUAUUUUCUUAAUUGUGUACUAAUAUUACACAACAGCUCAGAGCUAAAAACAUUAAGGCCAUGACACGACUUGCAAACACGACUUCUCUCACCGACUCUUCACUGUUGUUCCCCAUGAGAGGAGAUUCAGAGUCCUAAUAUGCAAAAGAGCCUAUCUCAGAAAAAGUCUCAUUUCCUCAGCUAAAUUAACCAUAAAUAUGAAGCUGGUACAAUAAACUAACUUACUUACUAAUCCCACCUUUAAUCCAACCUCUUUGAUAGCAGUGAAGACAUUAUUUGGCAUUAUUUACCUAAUUAAAAUCUUUACCAGGAGAGCUAUGUUACCAUAUUUUUCGCACUAUAAGGCGCACUUAAAAUCCUUUUGGCUUGUCGGAACACUGCAGCUACCGUAGCCUUGCGGAGUUAUUAAAUGAGUUUAACAAAGUUUAACUUAUCUGACUGUUUUGUCAGAUGAGUGCGCUUUAUAACCCGGUGCGCCUUAUAGUGGGAAAAAUACGGUAAUCUUUUUUAGUAUUUUUUAAAAAUCUCACCUCACAGUGGAAGCUGUCUGGAUGUCUCCUGUAGGUUCGUCCCAGGGGGAGCAAACAUUACAUUCAUGUCUGUGGAGGAACUCUCAUCCACAAGAACUGGGUCCUUACUGCGGCCCACUGCUUCCAAAAGUAAGUCACAUACUGUCCCUUUAAUACAGCAAAAAACAAAAUGUUCAAAAAUAGGAAAUGAAAUUUGAGCUUCAAAAACCUGACAGCAGUUGUUUUUGGUCUCUCAGAGGUAAAGCCGAGGAUGCUGGGAGCUGGAGGAUCGUCCUGGGGAAGCACCAGCUGAAGCGCUCAGAGACAGCCGAGCGAAUCUUCCCCGUGAAGAGGAUCUACCGACAUGAGAACUUCCGGUACCCGGCUCACAGCGAGCUGGACUACGACAUCGCCCUGGUGAAGGCUGGCACGGACAUCAUCCCCUCAAACUUCAUCCGCUACGCCUGCCUGCCGCGCAAGCAGACCAGCCUGAAACCGGGACACUACUGCUGGGUGACGGGCUGGGGGGACACCCGGGGUGAGGAGAGAACUGAAUGUAGAAAAAAAAGAAUAGAGCUUUGAUUACAAUUCAGAAACAAGAGCAAAGGCAGUCAUAGGGUUUUUAGAAAACAUUUAUUCUUAGGGCAUGAGACCAAGAACCGAUAUUUGGUAUCGAUAUGCAAUCACAGCAAAAAUUCCUGUCAAAAUCCAGGGUGUGGGAUAAAACAAACUAUUACAGUUAACUUUUCUCCACUGCUGAAUAUCAGCCCUAAGCUAAUCAAUCCACCUCUAUCUUCCAUCUUUAACUACCAUAACCUAAAGAUACUAAACCCCAAAUUUGAAAUGUAAACCUUGGGCUGGUUGCAAGCUCAAUUGAUCGUCAAAUCCAGCAAGGUUCUUCCUCUGGGGAGCAAGAAAAAACAAACUUUUAUGAACCCAAUUGCAGUUAAAUGAAUAUUAUUUUCCUUUCAUGUAUUUCAGGUGGGAAGGAGAACGUUUCUCUGGCUGAGGCCCUGAACCAAGCCCGCCUGCCCAUCAUCGACUUCAAGACCUGCCGGCAGAAGAAAUUCUGGGGCGAUAGGGUCCGAGACUCGAUGAUCUGUGCCGGGUUCAGAGACACUGAGGACCCUCCUGCUGCAUGCCAGGUACCGCUGAAAUUUAGACGUUCUUACUCAGCUGGUUUGGUUUAGUUAGUGGAGCAGGCGCCUGAUUUACAGAGGCUACAGUGUUGGUCAUAGGAUCAGGAGCGUGCAAGUCAAGGAUCUGGAACCCUUGAAAUCUGAUAAACCGUCCAAGCUAUGAUUGGCUACCUGCCUUUUUUAGAGGCGGGGCUUACAUUCACAUUAACUAUUUGGUGUGUGUUAAAGGUAGGGCCUGACUGAUAUGGAUUUUUUGGCGCCAAUGCCGAUACCGAUUAUUAGGGGGGAAAAAAUCGGAUUACGCAUUAGUCGGCCAAUUUUCUAAAUUUUUAAUGAAGUUUUAAAAUUUUGUUAAUUUAAGUAACAUAUCUACAUUUAUACUUAUUUUUAACAAAUGGCUGCUUUUAAGCCUUUCAAACACUUCCCCAAAGAAUUAAAGGCAGAAAACUCAUUUCAAAAACUGAAACUGAAACUUGUUGACUUAUUGUGUAUUUCACAAACUGGUUUAUUUACCGUUGAGGCGGACCACUCUCCUCCGUGCGUCCCUGAGCUGCCUGCUUCAGAUCCGUCACUCUGCUGUGCUGUGAGGUAGUUAGUGGAUGAAGAUUGUCAUGAGGUCGCUGCGCCAUCUACAGGAUAAGUCAGGGAACUUUUCAAAUGGCAGAACAUUUUCGAAGUCUUGGCCGAUUACCGAUUAGUCUCAAACGGGCCCUAGUUAAAAGGCUGGCAGUAGCUUUGUUUUUAAAAGUCUAUUUUUAUUCGACUACUAUGGCCACCCCAUGACCCGGUUUAAGCCACCCCAGUCAAAAAAGUCUGGACACACACCUGCAAAGGAUUGAAACCCCAGUUUUGAGAGAUUUAGUGCACACUUUCCUCCUUAUUUUCCAGAAACCAAGAUAAUACUCUUCGAUAAUAACUCAACACUCACUUUUAUUCCCCCUCUUCAGGGUGACUCUGGCGGUCCUCUGCUGUGCCAGCUGGGGCGCGACCGCUGGGAGGUGCACGGCGUGGUGAGCUUCGGCCCUAUCGGCUGCACCGUGGAGAACAAACCCAGCGUCUUCACCCGCACCGCCGCCUACAUCCCCUGGAUCGAGGCGACGCGCAUCAGGGACUUCUUCCUGCACUAA